Molecule: messenger RNA, 4243 nt
Organism: Salvia splendens (bonfire salvia)
Lineage: Eukaryota; Viridiplantae; Streptophyta; Magnoliopsida; Lamiales; Lamiaceae
Product: probable leucine-rich repeat receptor-like protein kinase At5g63930
Exons: 3
Coding region: 705-4022 (1105 amino acids)
Biological process (GO): protein phosphorylation
Molecular function (GO): ATP binding; receptor serine/threonine kinase binding; protein kinase activity
Source: RefSeq, a predicted model, not a curated record
GGCUUUCAGAAAAAUAAAAUCUUGUUGAAAGAGAGAGCCAAAACAAAAGAAAUCUUGUACAGUAUUCUUACACAUUCAAGAACAGCAAGAAACAAAGGGAAAGACAUAUGAGUGUAUGCACAUAUAUAGCUAUAGAGAGAGAGAGAGAGGGAAAGCAUGCUUUGUCGGCCAUUAGUGUUUCAGUGAAGGGAAUGGCAAAUGUAUCUUUGGCUGUUAUUUUCCAUUUGCAGAAACCUCUUUUGCUAAAAUAAAUAAAAAAGCUCAAAGCUUUUGUUUGGUAUUGUGCUUCUCAAGCAAUUCAUCAUUUAGUAAAAUACUAAGUAAAGCAGAUUUGAUUCAUUGCAUUGGAUUCUGGGAUUCUUUGAUGCUCUGAAAUCUCUUGUGAAUUUGAAUUUUCCCACCAUUCUUGGAAAAGGAGUUUGAAUUUCUGUAAAGUUCGUUUUUUUAUGGUUUUAGAUGAGUUUUGUUUUGUGUUCUUCCCAAGGCAUUACUUGAGCUGUGGUGGAAGCUUUCAUGGAACUUAAGGCUGCCAAUCAUCUUCAUCUGAAUGCAACUUUCUCAAUAGCUUUUGAGAAACCCUUUUUUAUGUGAGUUGCUAUCUGAUUAUGAUGGGUAGAAGUUAGGGCUUCUAUAUUUCAAAUUUGGGGAAAUACUUGUAGUCGAAGAGAAUCAAGAAAGGACUUUUCUUGUUGUGCCUAGAAGAGAUGUUCAAUUCAAGAAGAGGCCUUUUGUGGGGAUUCAUAACUAUUUCAAUGGUCUUAUUGAUACUGGUUUUGCCUUCAAAUGCUUUGAGUGAGGAUGGAAUCAGCCUCCUAGAAUUGAAGAAAAGCAUCAUUGAUCCCUUCAAUUUCCUCCAAAGUUGGAAUCCGAAUGAUCAAACCCCCUGUAGUUGGCAUGGUGUGAAUUGCACAAUGGAUUCCAGUCCGGUCGUUUGGUCUCUCGAUCUCAGUUACCGGAAUCUCUCCGGGACUCUGAGCUCUUGGAUUGGCAACUUGGUUUAUCUCACUGUUCUUGAUCUCUCCUUCAAUGGAUUCAGGGGCAGGAUACCUAAAGAGAUUGCAAACUGCUCCACUUUAGAAGUCCUCAACUUGAACAAUAAUCAGCUCGAUGGCGAAAUCCCACCUGAGUUAGGCAGUUUAUCCCAUUUGGUAUACCUGAAUUUGUGCAAUAACAUGUUAUCUGGUCCUAUUCCAGAUGAGUUUGGCAAACUAACCUCCCUUGUACAGUUUGUUGCCUACACGAACAACCUCACCGGCCCUGUGCCUCGCUCCUUUGGCAAUCUCAAGAACCUGAGAGUGUUUCGUGCAGGGCAGAACGUGUUAUCUGAGAACUUGCCUGCUGAGAUAGGGUACUGUGAGAGUCUAAUAGUUCUUGGUCUUGCACAGAACCAAAUCGGAGGCGAGCUGCCUAAAGAGCUUGGGUUGCUGCAGAAGCUCACUGAUCUCAUUCUAUGGGAUAAUCAGUUCACAGGGCCGAUCCCGAAGGAGCUUGGGAACUGCACGAGCCUUGAGACGCUUGCCUUGUACCAGAACAUGCUCGGGGGAGAGAUUCCUCCCGAGCUUGGCAACAUCAAGUAUCUUACCAGAUUGUAUCUAUACAGAAACAGUUUGAAUGGAAGUAUUCCAAGGGAGAUUGGGAACCUCAGUUUUGGCUUAGAAAUUGAUUUCUCUGAGAAUUUUCUCUCUGGUGAGAUUCCAGUAGAGUUAACUAAGAUAAAGAGUCUGUAUUUGCUCUACUUGUUUCAAAAUGGGCUCACGGGCGUGAUCCCGCCCGAGCUCAGCACGUUGAGGAAUCUCACGAAGCUGGACUUGUCGAUCAACAAUCUUACCGGCCCUAUACCAUAUGGCUUCCAGUACCUGCCUCGGAUGAGCCAGCUGCAGCUCUUUGAUAACAACUUGAGUGGCACCAUACCUCCGCGUCUUGGCCUUUAUAGCCGGCUUUGGGUGGUUGAUUUCUCGGAUAAUCACCUCACUGGUAGAAUCCCGCCUCACAUUUGCCAGCAUUCAAAUCUGAUACUGCUCAACUUUGAGGCCAAUGACUUGUAUGGGAACAUUCCAUCCGGUGUCAUCAACUGUACCUCGUUGGUGCAGCUUCGUGUCAGUGGGAACAGGCUGUCCGGGAGCUUCCCUUCUGAUAUAUGCAGAUUAACGAACCUCUCUGCUGUUGAUCUUGCUCAAAAUAAGUUCAGCGGGCCUAUCCCUCAAGGGAUAGGCAGCUGCCAGAAACUGCAGAGGCUCGACCUCUCGGGCAAUUACUUCAGUGUUGAUCUGCCUAAUGAGAUAGGCAAUCUUUCCCAGCUUGCAGUGUUCAAUGUCUCGUCCAACUUCUUCACCGGACAGAUGCCACGAGAGAUCCUCAAAUGCAAGGCUCUGCUGAAGCUUGAUCUCAGUGGGAACAACUUCAUUGGCACCAUACCAAGAGAGCUGGGGAUGCUCUCUCAGCUCGAACGCCUCAUCUUAUCCGAGAAUAUGUUUUCAGGAAGCAUUCCGGCCGAACUAGGGAACCUCUCUCACUUGACUGAGCUGCAAAUGGGUGGAAAUUUCCUCUCUGGUAGCAUACCUAAUGAGUUAGGCAACCUUGCUAGCUUGCAGAUCGCGAUGAAUCUGAGUUACAACAACUUGUCCGGGCCAAUCCCGCCCGAGCUUGGGAAUCUCAUCUUGUUGGAGUAUUUACUACUCAACAACAAUGGCUUGAGCGGUGAGAUCCCAAGCACGUUCGCGAAUCUCUCUAGCCUGCUUGGAUGCAACUUCUCGAACAAUGAUCUGUCCGGGCCGUUGCCAUCCGUGCAGGUGUUUCAGAACAUGAGUGUCUCUAGCUUUGCUGGAAACAGAGGACUCUGUGGAGGGCCUCUCGGAAAUUGCACUGGUUCGACUCCUAACGACAUAAAUCCUCCUCCUGUGGGAAGCAUGGAUGCUCCUCGAGGGAAGAUCAUCACCAUCGUUGCUGCUGUGAUAGGUGGAGUCUCGCUUGUUCUGAUUGCAGCUAUUUUAUACGCGAUGAGGUUCCAUCCCGUUGAUAAGGCCCUGUCUUCUCAGGAUAAGGAUGUGCAAUCCGUGGAAUCAGAUAUAUACUUCUCUCCCAAGGAAGGGUUCACGUUCCAGGACCUGGUCGAGGCCACCAACAGCUUCCACGAGACGUUUGUGAUCGGAAGGGGGGCAGUUGGGACGGUUUACAAGGCGGUCCUGCACUCUGCUCAGGUGAUUGCAGUGAAGAAGCUGGCCUCGAAUAGAGAGGGGAACAACAUUGAGAACAGCUUCCGUGCUGAGAUUUCGACGCUUGGGAAGAUUAGGCAUCGGAAUAUUGUGAAGCUGUAUGGCUUCUGCUAUUACCAGGGCUCCAAUCUGCUUCUCUACGAGUACAUGGCGAGAGGCAGCUUAGGCGAACUGCUUCACGGGUCGUUUUGCCACCUGGACUGGCAAACAAGGUUCACGAUCGCUCUAGGGGCUGGCGAGGGCCUGGCUUACUUGCAUCACGAUUGCAGGCCUCGGAUCAUCCACCGCGACAUCAAGUCGAAUAACAUACUUCUUGAUGAAAAGUUUGAGGCCCAUGUUGGGGAUUUCGGCCUGGCCAAAGUUAUCGACAUGCCUCAGUCCAAGUCAAUGUCCGCGGUUGCUGGAUCGUACGGCUACAUAGCCCCCGAAUACGCGUACACUAUGAAGGUUACGGAGAAAUGUGAUAUAUACAGCUACGGAGUUGUUCUCCUAGAGCUGCUGACGGGUAAAACUCCCGUGCAGCCCCUCGAGGAAGGGGGCGAUCUAGUGUCGUGGGUGCGGAGUUACAUUCGAAGCCAUUCUCUGUCACCCGAGAUACUAGAUCCUCGUCUGGAUCUCAAAGACGCGAUCACUGUGAACCACAUGAUCACUGUGCUGAAAAUCGCGCUUCUCUGCACGAGCAUGUCCCCGUUUGACCGCCCAUCGAUGAGGGAGGUCGUGAUCAUGCUGAUCGGGUCAAACGAGCGAGACGGGCACGCUGCAGCUUCGUCUCCGGAUUACACUACUUCUCCGGAGGAGAACGCCUCGUGAGUGUCACUAUUUUUCUCCCUAAUCUAAUGAAGUUUUUACAGAAAGAGUCUUUUUUUUCUACUGAGAUUUAACUUACUACUUUGUAUCAUAGAAAUUAAUGUAAAUUUUCGAUUGAAGGAAUUAGUGGUAGCAAAGUAGUCCCCUGGUAGUAAGUAUACACUUUUGAUUCAUCUGCUGCUGCAGAAUUAGUUGUGUAUAUUCUGCUUAUUUGAUUGGAUAAA